GAAACGGAAAGGAAGUGUAUUGCCUGUGCUUCCUCCGUUCAGGGUUGGGAAGCGGGUCCUUGGCAGCCUUUGCUCGCACUUCUGUCUCCAGCUUACUCUGUUCUAUGUUGUCUGGAGGGGCUCGGCCCGGGUGAGCUUUCUUAGGAAGUAGGGGUCCAGAUUCCAAAAAUCUAUCGGAAUCGGGAGCAGUGCGGCCUCGGUCUUUUCCAGUUUACUUCUUGGUCACUUUGUGUGUUUCGUUCUCCUGAUGGGCAGGCCGUUAACAGUCUUCUGAGAAGGCACAGGUGGAACCCUCCCGCCCAGACAAUCGGCCGAACCCCCAAACGGCACUGGCUCAGAGCGGGGUCCCGGCACCGCGGCGCUCGGGUUUUGUUUGGGUCCUGGGUGGAGGGCCCUGGUGCCGGGGCCCGAGGUGGCGCCUCGCUAGCGGGAAAGGGAGCGGGAUCACCGGCCGGGAGAGAGCUCUCAGGGCCAGAGUGGGGCAGGAGGAUGCUUUCCCAGCCCCACCAUGGAGCUGCGCUGUGGGGGAUUGCUGUUCAGUUCUCGCUUUGAUUCAGGGAACCUAGCCCACGUGGAGAAAGUGGAAUCUGUGUCUAGUGAUGGGGAAGGAGUAGCAGGUGGGGCGUCAGCCCCCACCGGCAGCAUUGCCUCUUCCCCUGACUAUGAGUUCAAUGUGUGGACCCGACCAGACUGUGCUGAGACAGAAUUUGAGAAUGGCAACAGGUCAUGGUUCUACUUCAGUGUCCGGGGAGGAUCUCCAGGAAAACUCAUCAAGAUCAAUAUUAUGAACAUGAACAAGCAAAGUAAGCUGUAUUCCCAGGGCAUGGCCCCCUUUGUGCGUACACUGCCCACCCGCCCACGCUGGGAACGCAUCCGAGACCGUCCCACCUUUGAGAUGACAGAGUCGCAGUUUGUGUUAUCCUUUGUUCACCGUUUCGUGGAGGGCCGUGGGGCCACCACCUUCUUCGCCUUCUGCUACCCCUUCUCCUACAGUGACUGCCAGGAUUUGCUCAACCAACUAGACCAGCGCUUUCUGGAGAACCACCCUACUCAUAGCAGCCCCCUGGAUACCAUCUAUUACCACCGGGAGAUCCUUUGCUAUUCUCUGGAUGGACUUCGUGUAGAUCUCCUAACUAUCAGUUCCUGCCACGGGCUUCGAGAAGAUCGAGAGCCCCGUCUAGAGCAGCUAUUUCCUGACAUCAGCACCCCUCGACCAUUCUGUUUCACAGGCAAGAGGAUAUUCUUCCUAAGCAGUAGGGUACACCCUGGAGAGACUCCAUCCAGCUUUGUCUUCAAUGGCUUUUUGGACUUCAUCCUUCGACCUGAUGAUCCCCGGGCCCAAACCCUACGUCGCCUCUUUGUCUUUAAGCUGAUUCCCAUGUUGAACCCCGAUGGUGUGGUCCGGGGCCACUACCGCACAGACUCCCGUGGAGUGAAUCUGAACCGUCAGUACCUGAAGCCCGAUGCGGUCCUGCACCCGGCCAUCUAUGGGGCGAAAGCUGUGCUUCUCUACCACCACGUGCACUCCCGUCUGAACUCCCAGAGUCCCUCUGAGCACCAGCACAGUCCUCAUCUCCCUCCUGAUGCUCCCCUUUCUGACCUUGAGAAAGCCAACAAUCUCCAAAAUGAAGCUCAUCUUGGGCACUCACCUACUGGGGAUAACCCUGACACCUGGACACAGGCUGAGCCAGCAGAACAGAAGCCCCCCCGUAUGUGGGUUAUGCCACAACAGUCCGCUGAGGUGGAGCUGCCAGCCCCUGACACCAUCCCCCCCAAAGAGAGCGGUGUUGCUUACUAUGUGGACCUGCACGGACACGCUUCCAAAAGGGGCUGCUUCAUGUAUGGAAACAGCUUUAGUGAUGAGAGCACCCAGGUGGAAAAUAUGCUAUACCCAAAACUCAUCUCCUUGAACUCAGCCCACUUCGACUUCCAGGGCUGCAAUUUCUCAGAGAAGAACAUGUAUGCCCGAGACCGCCGAGAUGGCCAGUCGAAGGAGGGAAGCGGUCGGGUUGCAAUCUACAAAGCCUCAGGGAUAAUCCACAGCUACACACUUGAAUGCAACUACAACACUGGACGCUCAGUAAACAGCAUCCCUGCCGCCUGCCAUGACAACGGGCGUGCCAGCCCCCCGCCCCCACCGGCUUUCCCCUCCAGAUACACUGUGGAGCUGUUCGAGCAGGUGGGCCGAGCUAUGGCCAUUGCAGCUCUGGACAUGGCAGAAUGCAACCCGUGGCCGCGAAUCGUGCUGUCAGAGCACAGCAGCCUCACAAACCUCCGGGCCUGGAUGCUCAAACAUGUGCGUAGCAGCCGAGGCCUGAACAGCACUGUGAAUGUUGGUGUCAAUAAGAAGAAAGGCUCUCGAACUCCACCCAAAUGUAACAAUGGAUUGCCUGUUUCCUGCUCUGAAAAUACUUUGAGCCGCACGCGAAGUUUUAGCACUGGCACAAGUGCUGGCGGUAGCAGCAGCAGCCAACAAAAUUCUCCACAGAUGAAGAACUCCCCCAGCUUUCCUUUUCAUGGCAGUCGGCCUGCAGGGCUGCCAGCCCUGGGCUCUAGCACCCAAAAGGUCAGCCACCGGGUGCUAGGUCCUGUGAGAGAGCCCCGAGGCCAGGACAGGAGACGGCGGCAGCAGCCACUGACCUAUCGCCCUACUUCAAGCAGCCUGGCCCCAUCCCCAACUCCUGCCCGUUCUAGCCCAGCCUCCUCACGCAACAUGGGCCCCUGCCUACUGCCCAACUCACUCAGUAUAUCAGGGAGCAGCUGCUCAUUCCUGUCCUCAGGAGACAAGCCAGAGGCUGUCAUGGUGAUUGGGAAAGGUCUACUAGGGACUGGACCUCGGAUCCCCUGUAUCAGGACCCGACUGCAGACCUGCCCGAGGAGAGUUCCAGCCAGGAGGGGUCCCGGAUUCCCCAGGCUAGGCCCAGGUUGGGCCGGGACUCACCGCCGACUCGCAGAGGGAUGAGAGGCUCUUCGGGCCCCACAUUCCCUACCCCUCGGACCAGGGAGAGCAGUGAGCCGGAGCCGGGACCCCGCUCAACACCAGGGCUGCCUCAGGCCGGUCCCCCACGGCCCCACUCUGCCCCUGCCUUUUCUAUUUCCUGUAGUCUAUCUGACUCCCAGUCCCGGACUUGUUAUAGCGGGGGGCCCUUGGGCCAACCUGAGGUUUGUUUUGUCCCUAAAUCUCCCCCACUCACUGUUUCUCCUCGGGUCUGAUGCCUUGAGACCUUCAUGCCCAGGAUAUAGCCACAAGAUGGAGAACACAGUGGGAACUGUGCUAGUCCCCUCCCUCAGCUGCUGAUUCCAUGUGACAACCAUGACUCCGUGGAAUGCCAGCCACACUGUUCUGAGGCAUUGCAGAGCAUUACCUUGAAACAGGACAACGCAGAAAUGUGCCACCCCUUCCCUCCCGCCACAGCACAAGAUUUGGGACCACAGGAAAAAAAAAAUCUAUAUUUUUAUAUUGGGGGGGAGGGAGUAGAAAAGAAAGCAGCCCCUAUACUGGGUCCUACUCAGUGGCAGCUUCUUGUUCCAUAGGGCUAAGGAAGACUUUGAGGAAAUAAAAGUUGUUUGAAAAAA
Molecule: messenger RNA, 3576 nt
Organism: Hipposideros armiger (great roundleaf bat)
Lineage: Eukaryota; Metazoa; Chordata; Mammalia; Chiroptera; Hipposideridae
Gene: AGBL5
Product: AGBL carboxypeptidase 5
Exons: 18
Coding region: 509-2962 (817 amino acids)
Biological process (GO): protein deglutamylation; proteolysis
Molecular function (GO): zinc ion binding; metallocarboxypeptidase activity
Source: RefSeq, a predicted model, not a curated record